This is a messenger RNA of Mycosarcoma maydis (corn smut), 672 nucleotides long. RefSeq lists its product as uncharacterized. The transcript has a single exon. Bases 1 to 672 code for a protein of 223 amino acids. Lineage: Eukaryota; Fungi; Basidiomycota; Ustilaginomycetes; Ustilaginales. The record is from RefSeq and is a predicted model, not a curated record.
AUGCCAGCGCCCAAAUUCACCAAGAAGCAGCUGGUCAAGCACCGCACAUCAGCGUCCCCAUCCAACGGCAAGAAGGCCGGUGGCUUCCAAGUAGGUCCCAAACACCUUCCGGACGGUGCCUACCUGGGCAAACACAAACGAAUCAAAGCUGAGCUCAUCCACAAGGCCAAAGUCAAGAAGGAGUACUAUAAGCAGCUGAAACAAGACAAAUCAGGCGUAGCGAGCGGUACGAGUUCCAAUGCUGCCCCACUGGGAAAGCGAGGGAGUGCAAUCACCGCGGACGAUGAUGGAGAUUCGAACCUUCCAUUUGCACUACCUAAAGACCAAGGUCGAUUUGCACCCGAGAACCAAGCAAGCCAUGAUGAGAGCAUACAGACAGAUCUAGUGUUUUCUGCGAGCAAACAAGAUCUACGACCGAGAAGACAAGGCGGCAAAGAAAAGAGCCACAAGCCACUACCACAUCCACUACCGAAAGGUUCUGCCGUUCGUAGUGAGCCUGCUGCCAAGGCUACAGACACAAGAAGCAAAGCAGAGAAAGACCAGGAGCGCCUCAAGAAGAAAAAGAUGUGGAACAAGCCUAGCGGUAGUCGUACGGGCCAGGCGAGGGGACAGCCGAAUCUAGGCGCGAGGAUGGAAGUUAUGCUCGACAAGAUCCGUAAAUCGGCCGCAUAG